This is a messenger RNA of Capronia epimyces CBS 606.96, 1470 nucleotides long. RefSeq lists its product as uncharacterized. Gene Ontology annotation, biological process: iron ion transmembrane transport. Gene Ontology annotation, cellular component: membrane. The record is from RefSeq and is a predicted model, not a curated record. Gene Ontology annotation, molecular function: iron ion transmembrane transporter activity. The transcript has a single exon. NCBI's taxonomy places the organism in Eukaryota, Fungi, Ascomycota, Eurotiomycetes, Chaetothyriales, Herpotrichiellaceae. Bases 1 to 1470 code for a protein of 489 amino acids.
AUGGAAAUGGAGUCAAGAACUAUCGCGCCCGCCCUCUACGUCUCUCACUUCCUAUCAAUGUGGAAUGCUCGAGGCUUUGAGUUUGGCGCGGUCCUUUUCCUCGCAAGCAUUUAUCCUGGCACACUACUCCCAGUAUCUAUCUACGCCCUGAUCCGUGCCCUGGCGGCCGUAUGCCUCUCACCGAUUCUGGGGCGCUUCCUCGACUCGGGUGACCGUCUCCGGAUCAUUCGAUUGUCCAUCGUGGGACAACGGCUGGGCGCUGCAGUUUCCUGCCUCAUCUUUGCGCUGUUGGUCAGCCGGGAAGAAGCGCUUUCGUCCGUUGUCCUCAUGCUCCUCCUCGGCAUCUUGGUCUUACUGGCCUGUAUAGAGAAACUCAGCUCCAUCACAAACACGGUGGCGGUGGAAAGGGACUGGGUGGUAGUCAUUGCUGCCGAUGACGAGGCGUUGCUUCAGACUCUCAACGCACAGAUGCGCCGGAUCGAUCUAGUCUGCAAGCUGGCGGCCCCCUUGGCCAUUGCUCUCCUCCACGGCUGGUCUCCUAUCGCUGCCGUCUGGACGACUCUAGCCACCAACGCUCUGUCGGUGGGGAUUGAGUAUCUGCUGAUCGCCAGAGUGUUCCACCGAAUCCCAGCAUUGCGAGACCGCAGUCGAUCGGGCGAGACUACUGGCACUGGCACUGUCACUGGCGAAGACCAAACCGAGCUCGAAAUUUCCGAGCAGCAACCGCCUUCAGGGUCACGAUUCACGGCAAGAUACCUGGCGCCAAUCGUCGGCCCCCUCAGCACCUAUGUCCGCCAGUCAGCUUUUCUCCCGUCUCUCGCCCUUUCGGUUCUCUAUUUGACUGUCUUAUCCUUUUCCGGCCAGAUGACGACCUUUCUCCUGGGACUACCCGAACCCAGAAUAACGUCGACAAUGGUAGGGAUGCUACGGACCAUUUCCACCAUGGUGGAAAUCUCGUCCACCUUCAUCGCUCCCAAAAUCAUGUCCAAAAUCGGCCCUGUCCGCGCCGGCAUCUGGUUUCUGUCAUGGCAGACGGCGUGUUCGAGUGUGGCCGUUGGACUACUCUGGACUGGCUCCUCCUCGUCUCCUCGAACGGUGCUCCCACUCUUCAUCGGCGGCAUCAUCCUGUCACGCUUUGGGCUGUGGUCUUUCGACCUGUGCGCUCAAUUGAUCAUCCAAGAAUCCAUCCUACCUCCCCACCGAGGCACUUUCUCUGCCGUCGAAAUGUCGCUGCAGAACUUCUUUGAACUGUGUGCCUUUGUACCCACCAUCAUCUUCCCUCGACCGGACCAGUUUCGGUACCCAGCGGUUAUAUCCUUGGGAGCACUCUAUCUUUCCGCUGCUUUGUAUGCCAAAUUCGUCCGCGACCGACGGGGCCAUCUUCUGCACAUGCCGUCGUGCCUCAAGACGGUUCGAGGCAGGAGUCAACCUGGGCACGCAUACCAAUCACUUGCCACGGAAGUGGAGUGA